Messenger RNA from Phycodurus eques (leafy seadragon), 2514 nucleotides. It is a transcript of the gene afg2b, whose product is annotated as AFG2 AAA ATPase homolog B. Lineage: Eukaryota; Metazoa; Chordata; Actinopteri; Syngnathiformes; Syngnathidae. The transcript is spliced from 10 exons. The record is from RefSeq and is a predicted model, not a curated record. The coding region runs from base 261 to 2513 and encodes 750 amino acids. Gene Ontology annotation, molecular function: ATP hydrolysis activity; ATP binding.
CGUUGUGGUCGGCCAUCUUGUUUUCACGCCCCACGUUUUCCCGUCAAUUGUUCUUUGUAAACAUGACUUCUUCCCUUGCAGUACACUAUUGAUAUCAUAAAUAUGAUUGGGGAAUGAUAUAACAGUGUAUUGUUAAGAAGUCAAAACGGUUGCCUGUUCACGUAAAUGCUCACCGACGACUUCUAAUUCGUAGCUUGUAGCAUAGCUAACAGUGGAGUUUAGCACUUCAGUCCGAGUGUCGUGUUUUCCCUUUCUUAACGAUGACGUCUCUGAAGCUGUUGUCAGUGGAACCAUCAGAUCGGGGCUCGCAGAGGUGCAGGCUCGGUCCGGGUUUGAUGUCGGCGCUGGGCUUCGGUGCGGGCUCCCCGGUGUUGCUGUCUCUUCCCGGGGGAAGCUGCCUGUGCUCCGCCUGGCCCAGGUCUGACCUGGCCGAGGGCUUCCUGCAGGCGGACAUGAAGUGCUGCUCGCCGUCGCUCAUCAGGCGUCCGCCGUCACGCCUCACUCUGGAUCCCGAGCAAGUCGCGCUCGUCCCGUGUCCCGAACUGAAAGGAAUGAAGAUAAGCGUGGUCGUCCGAAGUGUUGAAUUCAAGAGGAACAGCCCCCCUCGUUUUGUGCAUGAGCUUGUGAAAGACAUGCUGAAAGGGGCUCUGGUGCAUAGGAGGCACGUCAUAAGCCUGGAGGAUUUCGACACGGACAUUAGAUACGUUGUCGUCGAAAACCUCUAUCCGGAUACUAACGAAGCCGGACUUGUCGCCUCCAAAACCAGUGUGGAGAUCGCUGGCAUCCAAACUGUCAGGCACUUCAAGAGCCUUCUGCAGGGCCAGGCCACAGCGCCUUUGGGGGGCCUGGAGGAGGUGAGCGCGUCGCUGAGAGAGAUGCUGCAGCUGCCGCUUCUCUAUCCUGGCACCCUGGCUUCUCUCGGGGUGUCGUGUCCCAGGGGCGUGCUGCUCGUGGGGCCGCCGGGCGUCGGGAAGACCCAGCUGGUUCGGAAAGUGGUCGGAGAAGCUGGCGCCGGCCUGGUGGUGGUCAGAGGGCCAGAGGUUGUGCGGUCACGCCCGGGCGAGAGCGAGGAGCUGUUGCGAGCCGUGUUCGCGCAGGCGCGCAGCACAGCAGAGGAGGGUCCGUGCGUACUCUUUUUGGACGAGUUGGACUCUCUUUGCCCGAGAAGAAGCGGCUCGUCCGCACCGGAGAACCGCCUGGUGGCUCAGCUCCUCACGCUGAUGGAUGGGGCGGACCGAUCGGAUCGCUUCCUCGUCAUCGGUGCCACCAACCGUCCGGACGGCUUAGACCCGGCCCUGCGCAGGCCUGGAAGAUUUGACAGAGAAGUUAUCAUUGGGCCUCCCACCUUAAGGCAGAGAGCAGCUAUCUUGUCGGUUCUGUGCGAGAAGAUGCCGGUGUGUCGCAGCGUGGAUAUGACAGCGCUGGCACGGAGAACUACAGGUUAUGUCGGGUCAGACCUCAGCGCCCUGUGCAGGGAGGCCGCCAUGCAUGCUAUGCGGGAAAACGCAAAGGGUUUAGGGGAGCAGACGUUGCUACUGAAACAUUUCCUCGAAGCUCAGAAGUUGGUGCGACCUUCUUGCCUGCGGAGCAGCCUGGGCCGGACGGAUCUCUCUCCUGUGACCUGGGAGCAGGUCGGCGGUCUUGAUGACAUUAAAGUGAAACUGAGACAGAGUAUCGAAUGGCCAGCGAUGUACCCCGAAGCUUUCUCCCGCCUGGGUCUGCGUCGGCCUCGUGGCGUGCUCCUCUACGGGCCUCCGGGGUGCGCCAAGACAACGCUGGUCCGAGCGGCGGCCUCUGCCUCAAAUUGUACCUUCCUGUCCGUUAGCGGCGCCGACCUCUACUCGCCCUACGUGGGAGACUCAGAGAAGGCCUUGUCACAGCUGUUUCGUCAAGCGCGGGCCUGCGCUCCGUGCGUCCUGUUCCUGGAUGAGAUCGACUCUGUGAUUGGCUCGCGGUGCAGCGGUCAGGCGCCGAACAGCGUUCAGACUCGACUCUUGUCCGUGCUCCUCGACGAGAUGGACGGCGUCGGCCUGAAGACGCUGGAAAGGAGGGGCACGCAGAAGAUCCUCCAGGUGGAGGGAGCAGAGGAGAGUCAAACUCCAGAGCAGAUGGACAGCCAGGACGUGUGCAACAAAGACGUGAUGGUUGUAGCAGCUACAAACAGACCCGACUGUUUGGACAGUGCCCUUCUGAGGCCCGGCAGACUGGACCACGUUCUCUAUGUGCCGCCACCAGACCAGCAGGCCCGUCUGGCCAUCCUGAAGGUGCGCACAAAGUCCAUGCCUCUGGAUCCCGACGUGCGUUUGGAGGAGCUGGCUGCUGGGACUGAUCUUUAUUCUGGAGCUGACCUGGAAAAUCUUUGCAAAGAGGCUGCUCUGCUGGCGUUAGAAGAAAACAUGGACGCGUCUAGCAUCAAACACACGCACUUCUUGCAGUCGCUCAAGACAACCACACCCUCUCUCACAGCCCAGCAAAUCCAAACAUACCAGAUAACAUCUGAUCAGAACAUUUAAA